Molecule: messenger RNA, 1476 nt
Organism: Adineta steineri
Lineage: Eukaryota; Metazoa; Rotifera; Eurotatoria; Adinetida; Adinetidae
Source: the annotation of a GenBank genome assembly
AUGGCAAUGUUAAAAUCAUUACUUAUGUCAGCUAAAAAUCGUAACUACGAUCCAAUGUCUGAAGAUGGUUAUGAUAGCAAAAUUCCACUACAUAAUGAUGAAGCUUUUCAACAUGGAAUACAAUUUAAUGCAAAAUUUAUCGGUUCAUUGGAAGUACCGAAACCAGCAAGUAGGGUAGAAAUUGUUGCUGCUAUGCGUCGUAUUCGCUAUGAAUUUAAAGCAAAAGCAAUUAAAAAACGUAAGGCUACUUUAGCAAUAUCAGUCGAUGGAAUUAAAGUAUCUUUAUGGAAAAAGAAAAAGAAAGAAAUUUAUUUUGAUGAUAGUCAACUUGUUUUAAUGGAACAUCCAAUAUAUCGAGUAUUUUAUGUUUCACAUGAUAGUCAAGAUUUGAAAAUCUUUAGUUUUAUUGCACGUGAUAAUGUUACUAAUUCAUUUCGUUGUAAUGUUUUUAAAGCAUAUAAGAAGAAUGAAGCAAUGCGUAUCGUCCGUACUAUUGGUCAAGCUUUUGAAGUUUGUCAUAAAUUAGCAAUGCAACAACGGCAACCACCUACCCCACCUGCAAUUUCUAGUCCAACUAAAGUCAGUUCAAAUCUAUCUGAAAAUGAUUUAACACCUAAACAAAUCAAUCAUGAAAUUCUCUCAUCAAACAUUGAUCUAAAAGAAAAAGCCGAACGUUAUUUACAAAGUGUUGAAAUAACUCCAGCUCCAACAACUCCUGAAAUCCAAACACUUAAUUUAUUUCCUACUCAUUCAUCAAGUGAAUUUACACUUAAACAUCAAAUGCAAUUCAUGCAAGAACAAUUACAACAAAUGCAAAAUGAAUCCGAAUUAGCAUUUAAUCAAAUCAAAUUAAUCAAAGAACAAUUAAAUAUCGAAAUAGCUGCACGAAUUGAUUCACAAAAUAAAAAUACUCAAUUACUUCAACGUAAUCGAGAAUUAUUAACACAUAUACAACAAUUAUUACUCUAUACAAAUGAACUUGAAAUCAAAUUAACAAAAGUAAAUAAUUUUGAUUCAUUAAAACUUUUACCAACACGUCCAACUGAUUUACUUUUAUUACCAUCAUUAUUUUCAACAUCAAAUCAACAAUGUUUAUCAAGUGAUUCACCUGAUUCUGGUAAAGGAAAAGAAAUCUCAUCUGAAAGUAUAUCAGAUCCAUUUGCACAACAACAAUUAAAUAAUACAGCAAAAACAUUUACAAUAAAUGAUGAUUUAACAACACAAUCAAUAUCCGUUAACGAUAAUUCACGUUCAUCACAACAUACACGAGCAUAUUGUUCAACAUCACCAUCAUUAACAUCAUCAUCACGUUCAUCAUCAAGUUCAAUGAAAAAAAAAUUUGAAGAUUUUAAUAAUAAUGAUAAAUAUAUUUAUCAUCAUAUGACAUCAAAUGGUUCAUCUUCAUUUACAAAUUCGGCUUUUACUCAAAGUCCACAUCGAACAGUAGCAAAAGAAUUUGAUCCAUUACUGAAAUAA